Drosophila simulans is the source of this 1460-nucleotide messenger RNA. RefSeq lists its product as uncharacterized. Lineage: Eukaryota; Metazoa; Arthropoda; Insecta; Diptera; Drosophilidae. The transcript has 2 exons. Bases 1 to 1077 code for a protein of 358 amino acids. The record is from RefSeq and is a predicted model, not a curated record.
AUGACAGCUGCGCGGAAUUACAUUCUUGCCACUGAUGAUACAACUUAUCUUCAACAAACGACGGAGGCGAGGGAUGCUGAAACCGAGAACCUGCAACGCCGGCCGGACAUAAUUGUUGCAAAAUUCAUUCUGUCUCCGUACCUCCACCUACAAAGUAAAAAAAACAGGACACGGGAGCCGGUCCAGUGCUACAGAUGCCAGGGCUACAGGCAUACCAAAAACUCAUGCAUGAGACCACCAAAAUGCAUGAAAUGCGCUGGCGACCACCUGUCAUCCUGUUGCACCAAGCCUAGAACCACCCCUGCUACCUGCGUCAACUGCUCUGGAGAGCACAUUAGUGCAUACAAGGGAUGCCCAGCUUACAAGGCAGAAAAACAAAAGCUUGCGGCUAACAACAUUGACACAAACAAAAUACGUACAAUUAAAGACGCAACUAAACAUUUUUAUAGACGUCAGGGCCCUCCUCCACGCAAUAACACCCCUCGGCUGCCUCAUAGCUCAGCAAUCCUGAGCAGAUCAAUCGCUGAAGCCCGCCAGGAGGCUGCCAGAAAGUCGGUGUUAAAUCCUUUCCGUCAAAAUAUGAACGACAGAAGGCCACGUUUUUCUUCCCACGACACUGCCAUUCAAACCCGGCUGAAUAAAUGGCGCCGAAAUAUUAACAAGAUACCCAAAAAGGGUAGGACAACCUCAAAACACAACGCAAAGCUAAGACUGGUAUCCAAGACAAACAAUCCAGCGCAAAGACAUCUGGAAAAUUACCAGGACAUGCUCCGAAAACAAAGGAGUGAAGAAAAUGACCAGGAACCUGAAAAAGGUAACUCAAAUCCCAUGCAAGCUAGCAAUGACAGCCCUCCGACCACCAGCAGAGCUGCCAGAGCUAGUUUCAAACCAAGAGUUAUUGAAGUAGCCACACCAUCGCCAAGAAACUCCAAUCCAUACAUACAAAACGGCUUCUCGGACGACCACACAACAAACCUAGCAAAUAGAGUCGACAACUUAGAGAAGAAAAUUGACAUUUUAAUGGCCUUAAUCAUACAAGGAAGAAACAAUAAUCUCGACAUGGACACAUCCAAUUAAAUCUACAUCUAUUUAUAAAUAUAUUAACGAUAUCUAUUUCCGAUGGAAAAGCGCACUCCAGUCAGCUCCCAAACUCGUGCACGGCCACCACCUUCCUCGACUCAGCUUAAUUUUCCUGGAAUACAAAUUCAAGUAGAUAACAGCAAUAAAAUAUAAACAAUACUCUCACCUCAACGCACCCGGAUGAACAAGCCCAAGACAACGCACUCCAGCUGAUCCUGACGAAACGAUGAGGAGAAAAUCAACCAGGACAUAAAAGAAAAAUCGGUAGAUCGAUAUAAAAAGGAUUAGUGUGGCAGAAACAUGAUGAAUAAAAGGCGACUCGCUGCAGCAAUUCAUGCACAACGUCACUUACCUGAACUUUCUCGCCACACGGUCCCUGA